This is a messenger RNA of Labrus mixtus (cuckoo wrasse), 4819 nucleotides long. Its product is annotated as dynamin-1-like. Lineage: Eukaryota; Metazoa; Chordata; Actinopteri; Labriformes; Labridae. Bases 343 to 2880 code for a protein of 845 amino acids. The record is from RefSeq and is a predicted model, not a curated record. The transcript is spliced from 23 exons. Gene Ontology annotation, cellular component: microtubule; membrane; cytoplasm. Gene Ontology annotation, molecular function: GTP binding; microtubule binding; GTPase activity.
GUCGCUGGGUCGGUUCCUCCCUGCAGAGAGGAGGAGAGCGGAGGAGAGCGGAGUGAAGGUCACAGCAGGAGAAUCCUCAUCACCAAUCAUACCUCCGUUCAACAAACAUUACAUCGAUGUUCGAUCAGCUGCUCGGAUUCAUCAGCUGCACUCGGAGGAGAGCGUCAUGAUGUGAGACAGGAGAACUGAGAUACAGCUGCUGCAUCCCUGCCUGUCUCACUGCUGCUCGCCUGUCUGACUGAUUGAUUCUCCAGCAGAGCCCUCAGCUACUCCACCUGUCUCUCCGCUCCUUCACCUGUCUGUUCAUUCUUCUCUGCCUGUCUUUCUCUCUGCCUCGCCGUCAUGGGGAACCGGGGGAUGGAGGACCUCAUCCCGCUGGUGAACCGGCUUCAGGAUGCCUUCGCCUCCAUCGGCCAGAACUCGAGCCUCGACCUGCCGCAAAUCGCGGUGGUGGGUGGGCAGAGCGCCGGGAAGAGCUCCGUGCUGGAGAACUUCGUGGGCAAGGACUUCCUCCCUCGUGGCUCUGGCAUUGUUACUCGUCGCCCCCUGGUGCUGCAGCUCAUCACCUGUGCUACAGAAUAUGCAGAGUUCCUGCACUGUAAAGGGAAGAAGUUCAUAGACUUUGAUGAAGUUCGUCAGGAGAUCGAAGCAGAAACUGAUCGAGUCACUGGGGCAAACAAAGGAAUCAGUCCGGUCCCCAUAAACCUGCGAGUCUACUCACCACACGUGUUAAACCUGACUCUGGUGGAUCUUCCCGGGAUGACGAAGGUGCCGGUGGGGGACCAACCGGCGGACAUUGAGCACCAGAUCAGAGAAAUGCUCAUGCAGUUUGUCACAAAGGACAACUGCCUACUAUUGGCUGUGUCCCCUGCCAACUCUGACCUCGCCAACUCUGAUGCUCUGAAAAUUGCCAAGGAGGUCGACCCGCAAGGUCUGAGGACCAUUGGUGUGAUCACCAAACUGGAUCUGAUGGAUGAAGGAACCGACGCCAGAGACAUUUUGGAGAACAAACUGCUGCCACUACGCAGAGGUUACAUCGGGGUGGUGAACCGCAGUCAGAAGGACAUUGAUGGGAGGAAAGACAUCACAGCAGCUCUGCAGGCAGAGAGGAAGUUCUUCCUUUCGCACCCUUCAUACCGACAUCUGGCCGACCGCAUGGGCACCGCCCACCUGCAGAAAGCCCUCAACCAGCAACUGACCAACCAUAUCCGGGAUACACUGCCAGCGUUACGCAGCAAAUUGCAGGGUCAGCUGCUGGCCAUUGAAAAGGAGGUGGAGGAGUACAAGAACUUCAGGCCAGAUGACCCAGGACGCAAGACCAAGGCCCUGCUGCAGAUGGUGCAACAAUUUGCGGUGGACUUCGAGAAGCGCAUUGAAGGAUCUGGAGAUCAGGUGGACACUUACGAGCUCUCCGGGGGAGCAAAGAUCAACCGCAUCUUCCAUGAACGCUUCCCCUUCGAACUGGUCAAGUUGGAGAGUGACGAGAAGACUCUCCGAAAAGAGAUCAGUUAUGCUAUCAAAAACAUUCAUGGAAUUAGGACGGGUCUGUUCACACCUGACAUGGCGUUUGAGACGAUCGUUAAGCGCCUGAUUGCUCAAAUCAAAGAGCCGUGUCAGAAAUGUGUCGACAUGGUGAUCAAUGAGCUCGUCAACACUGUGAGGCAGUGUACACUGAAGUUGGCUCAGUACCCGAUGCUCAGAGAGGAGAUGGAGAGAAUCGUCACUCAGCACAUCAGAGACCGAGAGAGUCGCACCAAGGACCAGGUGAUGCUGAUGAUUGACAUAGAGUUGUCCUACAUCAACACAAACCAUGACGACUUCAUUGGCUUUGCAAAUGCCCAGCAGAAGAGCAAUCAGGCGAGCAAGAAGAAAGCAGCAGGAAACCAGGAUGAGAUCAUGGUGAUCCGGAAGGGCUGGCUGACCAUCAACAACAUUGGUAUCAUGAAGGGAGGAGCUAAAGACUACUGGUUUGUCUUGACUGCUGAGACACUGUCCUGGUACAAAGAUGAUGAGGAGAAGGAGAAGAAGUACAUGCUUCCUGUAGACAACCUGAAAUUCAAAGACAUAGAGAAGAGCUUCAUGUCCAGCAAACACAUCUUUGCCCUGUUCAGCACUGAGCACAGGAAUGUGUAUAAAGAUUACCGUCAGCUGGAGUUGGCCAGUGAUUCUCAAGAGGAGGUGGACAGCUGGAAGGCUUCUUUUCUACGAGCUGGGGUGUACCCUGAACGCAGCGUGGACAAAGACAAGUCAGAGUCCGAGGAGUCAAGUGGAGAUGGGCAAAUCCACAGUAUGGACCCUCAGCUGGAGCGACAGGUGGAGAUCGUCAGGAACCUGGUGGACUCUUACCUGUCCAUUAUUCACCGCACUGUCAGGGACCUCAUCCCUAAAGCCAUCAUGCACCUAAUGGUCAACAAUACAAAGGAGUUUAUCCAUGCUGACCUGCUGGCUCAACUUUACUCCUGUGGAGACCAAAAUAGCCUGAUGGAAGAGUCCCAGGACCAGGCAAUGCACCGUGAUGAGAUGCUAAGGAUGUACCAUGCUCUGCGCGAGGGCCUUAGCAUCAUCGGGGACAUCAGCACUUCAACAAUCACCACAACAAUGCCACCUCCUGUGGAUGACUCCUGGCUGCAGGUGACCGGGAUGCCAUCAGGACGCAGGUCCCCCAUGUCCAGUCCCACCCCCCAGCGCCGGGCCCCUCCUGGACCUCCUCGUCCAGGCGGUCGUGCUGCCCCAUCUCGCCCCGCAGUGUCACCUGACCCUGGACCCGCACCCUCUGUGCCCUCCCGACCCAAUAGAGCACCCCCACCUGGAGUCCCCAGUCGUCCAAAUAAAGGUAGCCCUGCCCAUGGAGAGAGCCCCCAGUCUUCUAUUGAGGGUUAACCUGAACUGAUUGUGUUUGUGUCUCUACUGAACUGUUCUACUGUUCUCUACUGAUGCUGUGUUACUGUGACCCUUACUAGUAAUAAUGAUUAAAAAAAAAAGAUAUAUUUAAUAUCAGCACAUUAUGACUAUAUAUCAAAUGAUAAGUAAAACACUACUGCAAUAUUGAGUUUAUAGAUAAGUUGUCCAGCUCUCUGUCUACUGUAAGGAGAGUGGGACAGGCCAGCUGCCGGUCUGUCAGCCUUCUAACACUGUCUGUCAUAUCACAUCAAUAUGACGGUGACAGAAAUAUGGGAUUUAUCAGGGUUAAAACAUACUGUAGAAGACUUCAGCAAUGCUGUAGAAGUGAAGAUCUCUCACUCCUCUUUGGAUAUUCCGGCUGCUCUGGGAUCAGACACGACUUCAGUAAGCAAGCUAAUAAGCAAGUUUGCUAGCUCCAUCAACUCCUUGAAUUGAAUAUAUGUUGCUCUGAUAAUUAUUUUCUUUCUCUCUUGUGUGAAGCCAACAAGAGAGUAUUCUUAUUUAUGCAGAAAUGUUUCUUUACAGUGUAAAGUUUACAUGUUGUUUUUAAUUAUGUAUUUUUUGAUCUAUUUAUUGAUUAAUUUAUUAUCUGCAUUUGUGAUCAAUAUGACAUUCUUUAUGUGAGCUGUCAUCUUGUUCAUGAAAUGUUUCCCACCAAAUAUAUUUGGCAUUGUUAGCUUUUAUCAAUCUUAACCAAUGGUAUGUGAAUCUACUGUACUCGGUUCGAUUCUUGUCCUCUAAAUUGCAUCACUACAAUCUUGUUCUAACUGGUUCUAAAUGAUUCCAAUUCUUUCUAAUUGAGAGUAACUGGUUACGUCUGGCUCCUACUUCCAAUUGGCUCUUACUGGUUCCAGCUUCUUGUAAUUGGCGCCUGUUUGCUCAGACUGGUUCUGAAGUCAGACACAAAUAGCCAACAAAAACAUCCAUUUAAUAUUCACAAUGCGGAUGUGUACAUAACUCCACACUUGAGUCCAGUAUUUCAUGGUUAACUCCAGUUUAAUUGUAACUACCAACCACAUUUAUUGGGCACUUUUAAUUCAAAAUGAGCAUUGUCUCUGAACGUGAUGCCCAUUGAAUCCAAUGUUUUUUUUCCACUGGUUUCUUUCCUUGAAAUGUUAUAUGUUCUAGAUCAGAGCUUUAUUUAUACAUAUUUUUUAUGGCUGCUAAUGGAGGUUUGAUGAAUAACUUCAGGAGGUGAAAGUGUUGUAAAAGGAAAUGUUGCAGACACGAUCUGUCAUGCAGGUUUGACAAGUCUUAAUGUUCUUCAGAGACACACCAGCUGUUAGAUUUUAUCCAUUGACUGUACGUGAUGAUUCGACUGAACAACAGUCUGUACAACUCUAAUCUAUAACUGCUGAUGUAUUUAUUCAACCUGUGUAUGUGUAUAAUGUUCAUUAUGUAGUGAUUAUGUCAAGUUAGCCGAGCUCUGAGCUGCGUUCAACACCACAUGUGCUCUUCUGUGUUAGCGGAGCGUGUUAGUAGCUGUGAAGUGUCUUCUUGUAUUUAGAUUACUGUCAGCAUGGUAGUUAUACUCUGAUUUAAAGUAGAAAUGUUCCUGAAUUUUUCGUAAGAAAAAAAGUUAAGUAUUGCAAAUGUUGCUGUGCAGCAGCGUGUUGCACGCAGCUCAGCCUCACACAAAUAUACACACACACACACACCUGUGAUAGUGGACAGUUCACUCUGUAUGAUAUUAAUAUAAAUGUAAUGUUUACAGAAUAUAUGAAGAUAAUAAUGAACCAUAUAUAUGUGAGGGACAUAAAUGUAGAUCUAUUCAACUGAAAUAUGCAGCGGCCGAGACUGUAGUGUAUAUGUGUGUAAUAGUGUGUAUGUGUGUGCGUGCAGUUUUGUUGUGUAUCUUUAGUGUCAUGUGAUCAGGGCCAACAGAGAGAUGUUAAAUAAAGUUUGAGUGAAUGAAGAA